Triticum aestivum (bread wheat) is the source of this 978-nucleotide messenger RNA. Its product is annotated as glucan endo-1,3-beta-glucosidase-like. The coding region runs from base 447 to 899 and encodes 150 amino acids. The transcript is spliced from 2 exons. The record is from RefSeq and is a predicted model, not a curated record. NCBI's taxonomy places the organism in Eukaryota, Viridiplantae, Streptophyta, Magnoliopsida, Poales, Poaceae.
UCGAUAAGUUAUUUCAUGAAAUAUGGCACUAUAUACAUGACAUAUUUAGAUAGCAAUUGGUAAUCGAAGAUUGUGAAUCAAACUGCCAAUUUAAUUUUCAUAUGAAGACUAAAACUACAACUAACUGAAAUAUAGUUGUGAAUUUCAUAAAUCAAAUAAUAUCUGUUACAUGUAAAGUUAAAUAUAAGUUGGAUUUCUUAAUGCAUAGCUUAAGAUUAGGUUGGUGAUAGAACACCAUUCAACAUUAAUUGCAAUUUAGUCUCAAAUGUCAUGAUAUUGCUGAUGCACAAAUUUAGUUGCAUUUCAUUGUCGAUUAUGCAGGUUUAAUGUAAAAGGGAAGCAUGAGAUUAUGAGAUGUUGACACACAUACAUAUAUUGUUUGCUCACAAUUGCAAAGUGAUCAAAAUGAAAUAGUAUUUUUUAUGUUCUAGAUAAUUAAGGUAAAAAUGGUUAAUAUAAACUAUAACACAAUGGUCAAGAGAAACGGCAUCACCAUGGUGAGGAUCUACGACACCGACCCAACGGUAUUGCGCGCCUUUGCCAACACCGGCGUCAAGGUCAUGGUGGAGCUAAACAACGAGGAGCACGCCGUGAAAGUGACCAUGCUAAUUGUGUUUCACGCGCUCAACACGUCGUUCCCACCGUCCGCAGGCAUGUUCCGGGACAGCAUGGCGCUGUUGGCACCCAGCCAUGAUGAUUCCAUUGCAUGUGUAGGCCUCUGCGAUCCAAGCCCGAGCUGGUGCCUGGCGAAUGAGGCGGUCAGAGCCGUGCGGCUGCAGAUGGGGCUGGACUACGCAUGUGGCCACGGCGUGGACCGCACAGACAUCCAGCCCGGUGCAUGGUGCUUCGACCCUAACACCAAGGUCGCGCAUGCGACCUUCGCAUUCAAUGACAAUUAAAGUGUUGUGGCCGGCCGCCGGAAUGUGCAACUUCGCCAGUGCCGGUUCCAUUGUCCGGCAGGCACCAAAUGAGUUCAUU